AUGCUCCUGCACGCCUUCAAAAGACUGGGGUCUGCCGUCGUCGCAUACUGGUCCAGCCCGUUUAGCCCCGUCGACCCUGUCACAAAGCCCCGCAGCGACCUCGUCACGUCUGCAUCCUUCGUCCGCCUCGCCCGUCUCCCUCUCGAGCUCGUCGCCAUGAUUCUCAACGAGCUCGCUGUCCUCGACGAGCUCGACGGCGGCACGGCGAGAGCGCCCAUGAUGGCGCCCAGUCGCGAGAUCCGCAUGGCCCUGUCGAGGUGUGCGCGCGUCAGUCGCUCGUGGUACCUGCUCGCACGAGAGCACCUGUACCGGUCCAUCGUCGUCGUCAACUUGUGCCAUUGCGAGGCGUUCGUCAGCGCCAUCGAGCGCAACCCCGACCUCGCCCUCCUGUCGCGCAACCUCGUCCUGUUCGGCGGCACGCUCUUGGCGUCACCGUCGGCGUCCGAGGCCCGGUUCGAGCGCCGGUACGACCUCUUGGUCCGCGUCUUGCGCCUGUGCCCUCGACUCGAGCGGGUCCGGCUCAUGCACAACUGGGACAUCUUCUGCCCACUCGUUAUCGACGCGCUCACGAACCUCAACAACCUGUCGUCACUGUACUGCCGCCCGUUCGUCCUCAAGAUCGUCGAGCAGUACUCGUCGAUCCUCGAUGCGCACGAUCUGCUCUCGCGGCUGCCGCCCUCACUCUCGUACCUGUUCGUCGACGGCACUGUCGGGAGCUAUGACUUCCUGCACCACGUCCCGUCGACGAUCGGCCUCGUCGAGUAUCGGCUGUCGAACACCCACCAGCGGUGCGACCCGACCUUCGUCUUCCAAGAGCUCGAAGCCGACCUUGUCGAGGGCGUCAAGGCCAUCCCGGGCAGCCACAUCAACAUCCUGCACAAGGCAGACGUCGACUCGGCCCUCGUCGGGCGCGUCGUCGCCGGCUUUGCGGCGCAGGGCGUCGAGCUUGCCGCGAUCAGGACGGCGUGA
Rhodotorula graminis WP1 is the source of this 969-nucleotide messenger RNA. RefSeq lists its product as uncharacterized. The transcript is spliced from 2 exons. Gene Ontology annotation, molecular function: protein binding. Lineage: Eukaryota; Fungi; Basidiomycota; Microbotryomycetes; Sporidiobolales; Sporidiobolaceae. The record is from RefSeq and is a predicted model, not a curated record. The coding region runs from base 1 to 969 and encodes 322 amino acids.